Molecule: messenger RNA, 2185 nt
Organism: Ciona intestinalis (vase tunicate)
Lineage: Eukaryota; Metazoa; Chordata; Ascidiacea; Phlebobranchia; Cionidae
Source: RefSeq, a predicted model, not a curated record
UGAAACUGGGCGUUUCGUCGUGUAUUGAUGAUUGUUAAUAUUUGAUAUUUUGUUGCAGCAUAAAAUCAACAGAACUUAAAUUACCUUUUCGCUUCAUAUCUCUUGUUAAGUUAUAGAUAGAUCAAGAUGGCGUGCUCUAAACUUCUGAGCUCUGAUGGACAUUUUGACGCCAUCAUGGACAUGCUUUCUAAGCAACAAGAUAGUGGACGUUAUUGUGACGUCACACUGGUAGCAGAAGGUCACAAUUUUCCAGCACAUCGAGCAAUUUUAGCAGCGAGUAGCAAAUACUUUGACACCAUGUUUAAUAGUCAGAUGAAAGAGGAAUUUGAAAAAGUGAUCGAAAUAAAAGAAGUAACAAAGUUGGCAAUGGAGAAAGUGAUCACUUUCAUUUAUACGAACAAAUUCUUUUUUUCAGAUGAAAGUAUUAAUGAAGUUUUGUAUGCAGCUUCACUGAUGCAAGUACAAGAUCUACUUGCAUUAGUUAUCCAAUAUCUUUCGGAUGAAAUAUCUCCAAUGAAUUGUUUGCAUUACCGUCAACUUGGUAAGUUGUAUUCACUCAAUGAUCUUGUAUUGGAAUGUGAUCGAUACAUUUGUGAUAAUUUCGAUCAAGUUUCAACUCAACAAAAGUUUUUUAAAAUUGAUGAAGUCGAAAUGGAGAAAUUUGUUUCUUCUGGUGAAUUGGUGAUGAAAUCCGAGGAAGUUGUUUAUGAGUGUUUGGUUGGUUGGGUGAAACAUGAUCUACAAACACGGAAACAAUAUUUCCCAACUUUGUUCAAACAUCUAAGAUUACAAUAUAUGGAUGCUGAUUAUUUAUAUCAGAAAAUUAGAAAAGAGGAACUUGUGCGUGAAUUUCUUGAUUGCAGAGAUUUGGUUGACGAUGCUUUUUAUUUUCAUAUCAAACCACAUUUGUUUGAGAAACAGAAACCAAGGAAAGGUCACUAUCCAUGCAAAGAACUUAUAUUUGUUCCAAACAAGAAGCAAAAUAUAGCAUGUUAUAAUAUGAGAGAAAGGAAAUGGUCAUCACUGCAGGUUGUUGGUGAACCUGAGCAGAGCGUGAUGUUUAUUGUUCAUGAGGAGAAAAUGUAUUGCUUUGAUUACUACCAUGUAGAUGGUUAUAUAUUGCCCAAUGUUUCUAAAUGCUUCAAUGGAAUUAAAUGGGAAAAGCUUGCACAGAUGAAGAACUACCAUUCUGAAGCAGCUGUUGCUUCAAUACAAGGUGAAAUAUUUGUCUUUGGUGGGUUGUCACACAGAAAAGAUGGUUGUAUGUUCUUUGCAAACAAGAUUUCCAAAUACAAUCCCAACAACAAUACUUGGUUAAACGUUGGACCAGCCAAAUCAUUUCGAACUGAAGCAACUGCAGUAGGAGUUGGAAAUGUAGCCUAUAUUUGUGGAGGUUAUGAACAAGUGGAUGGUAAUCCAAAAAGCGCUACAACAGUUUGUGCAAAAGUUGAAAUGUAUGAUACAGUAAACAACACAUGGGAAGAUGGAAAGAAUAUGAUAAAAGGAAGAGCUUCUUGUGCUGCUGUUCAUUUUGAUGGAAAAAUAUUUGUAUUUGGUGGAUUUGGUUCAAACAACACCCUGUUGUCAAGUGGUGAAUUUAUGAACAUUGCUGAUGGAGUUUGGACGAUGUUAACAAACAACAUUCCUUUUCAACUUGGUGAAGUUUCUGCUUGUUGUAUUGGUGACCAUAUUGCAAUGUACGGAAGUUCCAAACCUGGACAUAUUGCAUUGUACAACACAAACAAUGAUGAAUGGAGAACUUUCAAAGAGGAAGGACAAAAUUUGUUUAAAGGAAGAGGAUGCUUGAUGGCAAAAUAAAAAAAAACAUCAGAAUUUUAAAUAUUUAUAAUUUUUGUGUACAUUGUUUUAUCCUUUAUAUACAAACUCUUGUUUAUAUUAUAUAGCAGUGUGGGGUAAGACAGAACUCUUAGGCAAAUAUUUUCCAAAAUUUCUACAACCAAAUUAUAUGACGGUUAUAAAUUAUUUCAUUGGGAAAUAUUAAUACUCAUAAUUAAUAUUAUUUUUGGCAAAUAUUUAUAAAUAUUGUUUUUAAAAUAAUGACACUUUUAAUUCGCUAAGUUUGUGUGGUUAAGUUAGUAGACUGGUAGAGUGACUACCUUUUAGAAUUGUAUCAAUAGUUGCUAAUAUAUUGGCUCUGUAUACUGUAUAAUAAAAUCACCCAAAC